Molecule: messenger RNA, 2031 nt
Organism: Insectozyma verbasci
Lineage: Eukaryota; Fungi; Ascomycota; Pichiomycetes; Serinales; Debaryomycetaceae
Source: the annotation of a GenBank genome assembly
AUGUCAAGGCAUCAUGGUUUAUCAUUCACUAAAUCAAAUAUUAGUAGUUCAAAUAUGACAGGAAAUCAAAGUCUGAUGACGCAAUCAAUAGUUCAUAAUGAAUAUUCUGAUUUAGAGGAAGAUGAUCAAUCAGAAGAUGAUCAAUCUAAUGAGAACAUGGCCAAUAUGAAAUCAUUCGUUCCUAAUCUACUGGAUUCAAGUUCAAAUGUUAUUAAAUAUGGAAUUGGUGCUCAGCUAUUAAUGAAAAUGGGAUAUCAAGAAGGUAAAGGUUUAGGAGCUAAUCAAACAGGAAUAGUAAAGCCAAUUGAGCAGAAAAGAAGACCUAAAAAUAUGGGGAUUAGAGAAAAUCUAAGGACAAAUAAAGAAUCAUAUGAUGGGAUUAUUGAAUUUCAAGAUGAAUCAACUUUGAAAAUACAAAAGAUUUCACAAGGAUUAUUUGGAAUUAUUCAAAAAUUGCAAAAAUUGAAUGUUGACGUGCCUGGUCAUAUAUUGGAAUUUUCAAAUGAAUUAUCAUUAGGUAAAGUUGAAUUGAUACCACGAGGCGAAGUAUUAUACAAGGAGUUAAAUGCUAUUCUUAAAGAGUGGGAAAUGGUAUAUAAGAAAGAAGAACUAUUGAAUUUUCAAAAGGAUGAGAUUGAAAUUGAGAAUACAUCUGAGAAAUUGGGCCAACUCGAGCUCACAAAUCUUAAAUUGAAAGAAUACACUACUGGUCAAAUGAAUGAUGAUGAAAUUUUGGAUUUUUUGACUUCUGAUUCUGUUAUUGAUCAACCUACAUCACAAAUGAUAUUUUUAACUAUUAUUAAAUCAGAAUUAGACAAGGUGGAGAGUAUAGAUAUUGAAGAUAUACAAAAACAAGAGAUGGAAAUAGUGCCAUUAUUAAACAAAAUAUCAGAGAAGUUUAAGAAGUACAAGUUGAAACAAAAUACUUUAGAUUUAUUAAUUUACAAAAUUUACAGUAAGAAAAUCACAACUACUUUAAAUAAUGAUUCAGAUUCAGAUGCAAUAGUUUUGUUGUUUUCAAUAUGGUUGAAUAAUUCAAUAUUUGUUGAACAGGAUAAUAUUUUUGAUAAAUUUGCACUGGAAAUAUUUGCUCCUUAUUUAAUUGAAGUAAUCGAGAAUUGCAAUUUGGAAACAACAAGAUUACCAACUGUCAUACAGGACUAUUAUACCAUUUUUUUACUGGAUAAUCAAGAUUUAGGAUACUUUUAUGAUUCAUUUAACAUCUUAAUUACCAAAUUUCAAACAUUUUUAAAUUCUAUGAAUAAUAACAUAUCAGACUUUGUCAUAUCACAACUUCACGAGUUUAAAAAUAGUUGGUUACCAUUCAUAGACUUAUAUUCACCAAGAAGAGCAGAAACGUUAUAUAAAACAUUAUUAACAUCAAUGUAUUUAUGGUCAGAUAAUCAACAAGAAUCAUACAAAUUUCUUAAUAUAUCCACUUUUGAAACUAUGUUCAAAUUAAUCAAAUUAAUAGAGAAAGAUGACUUGUUAAACUUUUUGCAAUUUGGAAUUUUUAAUCCUUGGAUCAAGACAAUCUAUCAAGUUGAUGAUGUUGCUAAUUGGUAUUCUAAUAAUUACAAUUACUUGACCAGCAAGCUAGACCAUGUGAAUGAUUCAAUUUUAAAUGAUGUUAUUUCAUGGUAUUUAUCCACUGGAAUCAAAAUGAUUCAAUCUAAUUUAAAUGAGGAUUUGUUAGCCGGAUUACCAAUGGUUGAAAACUCAACAGCACCAAACAUUGAUCAAAUUAUGAAUAAAUCAGAGUAUGAUGUGAAUGGUAUUCCCUCAUUUACGUUAAUGACUUCAUUUAAAGAUGUAAUUUUGGAAUAUUGUCUUAAUCAUAAUAUUUCAUUCAAGAAUUCAAAACAAGUACACAAUACUAAAGGAGUUCCAAUUCAUUCAUUUGAGAGAAAUAAUAAAGUUGUUUAUGGUAUUAUUGAAGAUGAUGUUUUAUGGAUUUGUCAAAAUGAAAAUUAUAUGAGUGAUGAUUACGAGCCUAUUAAUAUAGAUAAAUUAAUAUAUUAUUUGAAUUAA